GUUGGUGGCAGUAAUACAUCUUGUGACAGUGAGUGACGUUCUUGAGGAGAAAGCCUACAAAAGAAGAAGAAAAUGGAUCCAGGAAGUGCAAGCUAGCUAACCAUCUGUCUUGUGUAAUAGGUCUAGUUUUCAUGUUUCAUUAAGAUAAAUAUGACAUUAUAUUAGGUAGAUUUAUAUUGUAGAGAGAAAUGCCUUUGCUAAUACAAAAUAGAAGAAUCGAACGACCAGGUUCGACAGUCGAUUUGUUCGCCAGAUAUCCGCAUUUGCAGGAAAAUGCCCGAGUAUUUCGGUCCAAGCCGGUUGUAGAUGUCGACCCGAAGUGCCUCCUAUACAUACAGCAACGAGAGUUUGCAGCCACAACACCAGCGGACAACUCUGUCGCUGUCCUUGGUUCUGAUGAUGCAACCACCUGCCACCUAGUUCUGGUGCGACACACAGGAAGUGGAGCUGCUUGCCUUGCUCACUGUGAUGGCUCCAGCACGUGGAGUGAGGUUCCCCUCAUCGUCAAAGCUGUCACAUCUCUGAGCAAGGACCCUGCGAAGGAGGGCAGGCUGGAGCUCCACCUCGUUGGAGGAUUUGAUGAUGAGUCAAAGACGUCCCACAAACUCAGCCUUAACCUAUUGUCGGCCUUCCAGAGACAGAAAGAGGAUAUUCACCUGGAGACCUGCUGCAUCACAGAGAUGAAUGAUGUCUUAUUGGACGGAGCGCACAGACCGGGUGUGCAUGGCAUAGGUAUAAAUAUUAAAACAGGGGAGGUGUUCCCCGCCUCGUUCCCUUACAAAGGACCCGCGGAGGAGCUGCGAUCAGCACGGACAUUCACUGGGGGCCAGAUGGCUGAUAUAUAUGACUCGAACAAAGGAGUUGUGAAGAUCGGCCCAUGUAAGUGGUCCCCGAAUCUAGAUAUUUCCUUCUGGCUGUCGCAAGACGAUGACACCAUCUUAAAGUACCUAUCCACGUCCCCUACGGCUGAGCCACCACACUUUGUCCAGCACAUCAAGUCCACCAUCCAGUUCCUCCUGGAGCACCCCAGUUCAGACAGUGUCUUCCCUGGAGGACAGCCCCAGCACUACCGCAGAACAGAGCAGGGGGACUGGGAGAAUGUUAACCAGACAUAAAGGGCUUGAGGCUCUUCUCUAACCCCCUGUUACUUUGACUUUCCCUGGAAUCUGUCCGGAAAUGAAAUCACUCCUUAACUUCUGGAAGACAAGACACUGUGACCCCUCCUCUUUAUGCCAUUGUGGGCGUCACAUGUUAUUGUUUUUUUGACUUGGUACCAGUACUCCCUGUAUAUAGCCUCUUUAUUUUAAUUUUAUUGUUGCUCUUUUAUUUUUUACUUUUGUUUAUUUAGUAAUUAUUUUUCUUAAAUGCAUUGUUGGUUAAGGGCUUGUAAGUAAGCAUUUUACAGUAAGGUAAAAUUGUAUUCGGCGCAUGUGACAAAUAAAAUUGUAUUUAUCCGUGGUAGCUCUGUACAGUACAGAGCUAUCUGGAUUGAACCCCAGUGCUGUAUCUAUGGACUGUCUGUCUCAUAGUUUACCAAACUUUUUUGUAUAUCUUAUUUUAAAUCGACAAUACAAAUGUCCGCUCCCACAGAGAGUGCUCUGGUCAGAGGGUGCGCUCACCCCAAGGGGCUAACAAGGCCCCGGCCCAAAGAGAUUUUUCCAAAGGCUGGAAAAACCAAGCCUGAUUCGCGGGCGGGCAUGAAAGAAAGCGCACCCAUAAAUACCAGAACCAGCACACAUACCGCUCACAGCAUGAAGCCAAACCACAAAACAUAAAUAACGAAAAGCAAAACAUAAUAAUCACAUCCCACCCUCACCCCUGAUUGGAGGACAUCAAACAUUUGCCCUGUACAUUUCUGUUUCAACACACAAAUUUUGCCCUUCUGACAGCCACAGAUGAACCCAUCUUUCUCAAUAACUCAUCAUUCUACCAUGGUGUCUCACUAGGGACUUGAACCUCCCCAACUGCAACAUUUCUGCUGAAAUUGCCUUAAAAAUAACAUUUAUUUUGUUUACUUGACUGGCUGGCCCCAGUGAAGACAGGACAGGCGGAGCUCUAUGUAUUUGUCCCAAAUGGCACCCUUUUCCCUAUUUAGUGCAGUCAUAGGGCCAUAGGGCUCUGGUCAAAAGUAGUGCACUAUGUAGGGACUGGGGUACAAUUUGGGACAGAUGAUAUCUUUCUAUUACUGAUGAUUGUUGUUGGGAUGUUUUAAUUCUUGAUUCGGUGAAGGUCUACACCCACGCGGUCUGUUGAAUUGCACAAUGUGUUAAUCUGAGUCCUACAAUGUUA
Messenger RNA from Oncorhynchus tshawytscha (Chinook salmon), 2289 nucleotides. It is a transcript of the gene ntan1, whose product is annotated as N-terminal asparagine amidase. Gene Ontology annotation, cellular component: nucleus. Lineage: Eukaryota; Metazoa; Chordata; Actinopteri; Salmoniformes; Salmonidae. The coding region runs from base 189 to 1115 and encodes 308 amino acids. Gene Ontology annotation, molecular function: protein-N-terminal asparagine amidohydrolase activity. The transcript is spliced from 10 exons. Gene Ontology annotation, biological process: ubiquitin-dependent protein catabolic process. The record is from RefSeq and is a predicted model, not a curated record.